AUGAAACCAACAUUCGUUCUCACAAUUUUUUUGGCACUUAUUGUUAUUGCACAAACAUAUCAUGUUAGUUUUAAUAAAAAACGGGAACUAUUAGGGGUAAACUCCGAUAGAACUGUACCAAAUCCCUUCCAUAAUAAAAGAGACGAAAUUGUACCAGCAGGACCAAAUCCCACGGAACUAGCAGAGGCCGAUAGAACUGUACCAACAGGUCCAAAUCCCCUCCAUCAUAAAAGAGAUGCAGAUGUAGCAGAGGCCGAUAGAACUGUACCAACAGGUCCAAAUCCCCUCCAUCAUAAAAGAGAUGCAGAUGUAGCAGAGGUCGAUAGAACUGUACCAACAGGUCCAAAUCCUCUCCAUAAUAAAAGAGAUGCAGAUGUAGCAGAGGUCGAUAGAAUUGUACCAACAGGUCCAAACCCUCUCCAUAAUAAAAGAGAUGCAGAUGUAGCAGAGGCCGAUAGAACUGUACCAACAGGUCCAAAUCCCCUCCAUAAUAAAAGAGAUGCAGAUGUAGCAGAGGUCGAUAGAACUGUACCAACAGGUCCAAAUCCCCUCCAUAAUAAAAGAACCAACAGAGAUAGCAAAUUUCGAUAG
Molecule: messenger RNA, 591 nt
Organism: Dentiscutata heterogama
Lineage: Eukaryota; Fungi; Glomeromycota; Glomeromycetes; Diversisporales; Gigasporaceae
Source: the annotation of a GenBank genome assembly